AUGGCCUCCCGUAACGGUUCUCUGAUCCCUCGUCUUGGCUACGCGAAUUAUUCCUCAGUGAGGGAGGAGCAACCGUCGUUGCUACCCUCACCGGCGACAAUUCCGCGGCUGCACCAGCGACACCAAUCUGAACAACGACGGGGAGAAUUUCCGGCGGUGAUCAGAACCGAGACCAUCAAUAAGGAAUUCACGAUCGGGCAAUCUAAACAUCCGCAAUUUUUGAAAUCCAUCGACGAAUUAACCGCGUUUUCAGCUGCAGUUGACGCCUUUAAACGCCAGUACGAUGACCUGCAGAAGCACAUGGAUUACAUCGAGAACGCAAUUGAAUCCAAACUCAAGAGUAACGGCAUUGAAAUCGCCGCCGCCUCGUCCUCCUUCCACUCGCAGUCGUCACCUCCGCGGAACGUAGUUCCUGCCGCGGUUGUGUGCCAAUCGCCUAAAGAGACGACUGAGACAGUACCGGAGAUGUCGAAUAAGCCGGAGGGGCAACGAUUGUGCAGCAAGGGCCUGCGCAAAUACAUCUACUCGAACAUCUCCGACCGAGCUAAGCUAAUGAAAGAGAUUCCGGAAGCUUUGAAAUUAGCGAAGGAGCCAGCGAAGUUCGUGUUGGAAUGCAUCGGGAAGUUUUACUUACAAGGGCGCAAAGCAUUCGCCAAUAAUAAUUCGCCUAUGAUCCCUGCGAGGAAAGCUUCACUUCUCAUCCUCGAGUGUUUUCUUCUAAUGCUUGAUCCUGGUGAAGAGAAGAACCUCAAGUUUAAGAUUGAGAGCUCUGUAAAAGACGAGGCCGACGCGGCUGCUUUUGCUUGGAAGAGGAGACUGAUGAAUGAAGGAGGAUUAGCUGCGGCGGAGGCAAUCGACGCAAGGGGUUUGCUUCUGCUAAUUGCUUGUUUUGGUGUUCCUUCAAGCUUUGGGAAUACGGAUUUGCUGGAUUUGGUAAGGCAGAGUGGUGCUGCUGAGAUCGCCGGUGCUCUAAAACGCUCACCUUUUCUUGCCACAAUAGUUUCAGGUAUAGUUGACUCAAGCAUCAAGCGUGGAACGCAAAUUAAAGCUCUUGAGAUGGUUUAUACAUUUGGGUUGGAGGAUAAGUUUCCACCUUCUUCACUUCUAACUUCAUUCCUAAGGAUGAGCAAGGAGUCAUUUGAGAAGGCAAAACGAAAAACCCAGUCACCAAUGGCAUUUAAAAAAGCCAUUGAAAAACAGUUAGCCGCGUUAUCGUCAGUGAUGCGGUGUUUGGAGACUCACAAGCUAGACCCCACCAAAGAAGCACCAGGGUGGCAGAUCAAAGAGCAGAUGGUCAAGCUGAAGAAAGACGCUCGUCAGGUCGACAAACAGAUGGAGGAGCAAGCAAGAUCCAUCAGUUUAAUGGAGGAAGCUGAGCUCACCAAGAGAUUGUAUAGCCAACAACAACAGAUGAAACGUCCGAGGUUAUCAGACAUGGAAAUGCCAACAGCACCAGUAGCUUCCUCGUCCUACUCUCCUAUAUACCGUGAUCGAAGCUUUCCUAGCCACAACAGAAACGAGGAUAGAGAUGAAAUAUCAGCUCUUGUGAAUAGUUACCUCGGCCCUUCAUCAUCUUUUCCUCAUCGCUCAAGUCUCAGGAGAUCCCCUGAAUAUAUGGUUCCUCCUUCAUAUGAACAACUGCACUCAAGUUCUUACACUUCGGUUCAAAGACGGCACUCUCCGGUUCACGAACAGAGGCUUCCUCGAGAGUACUCUCCUCAAAUACCUUAUGGUAUACAAAGGGUUUACAGACAUUCACCAUCUGUUGAAAGAUACUUGGGUUUGCCUCAUCACAGGUCUCCUCGCAACUCAUCACAAGACAGCAGAGGAGGAAUGUAA
Molecule: messenger RNA, 1839 nt
Organism: Thlaspi arvense
Lineage: Eukaryota; Viridiplantae; Streptophyta; Magnoliopsida; Brassicales; Brassicaceae
Source: the annotation of a GenBank genome assembly